Labeo rohita (rohu) is the source of this 6260-nucleotide messenger RNA. It is a transcript of the gene plch1, whose product is annotated as phospholipase C, eta 1. The record is from RefSeq and is a predicted model, not a curated record. The coding region runs from base 1 to 5376 and encodes 1791 amino acids. Gene Ontology annotation, biological process: phosphatidylinositol-mediated signaling; lipid metabolic process. Gene Ontology annotation, molecular function: phosphatidylinositol-4,5-bisphosphate phospholipase C activity; calcium ion binding. The transcript is spliced from 23 exons. Lineage: Eukaryota; Metazoa; Chordata; Actinopteri; Cypriniformes; Cyprinidae.
AUGACACUCAGUUUCGAGCAGUCACCUUUGUGUUUUGAUGGCAUGGGACCCUUCUUCCUGACAUCAGAGCGCUCAGCCGUGGCCAACGUGGCGUCUCUUUUGGCCCGUAGGUUCUACCAUGUUGGAGGCAGCGUGGCGGUACCACAAAAGUGUCGUUUGGCAUAUAUAGUUGAGCGAUGCAUGAGUGUGAUGCAGUCGGGAACUCAGAUGGUGAAGCUGAAGAACGGUUCUAAAGGUCUGGUCCGGCUUUUCUAUUUGGAUGAACACCGUUCCUGCAUUCGUUGGAGACCAUCUCGCAAGAGUGAGAAAGCCAAGAUCACCAUCGACUCACUCUACAAGGUCACAGAAGGUCGUCAGUCUGACAUUUUCCAUCGCCAUGCAGACGGAAACUUUGAUCCGAGUUGUUGUUUCACUAUUUACCAUGGCAAUCACAUGGAAUCUCUGGACUUGGUUACCUCAAACGCAGAGGAAGCACGGACAUGGGUGACUGGACUGCGAUACCUGAUGGCCGGUAUCAGUGAUGAAGAUUCACUAGCAAAGAGACAGCGCACACAUGACCAGUGGAUGAAGCAGACCUUCGAGGAGGCUGAUAAGAAUGGAGAUGGUCUUCUGAACAUUGAAGAGAUCUAUCAGCUUUUACACAAGUUGAAUGUCAACUUGCCUCGCAGGAAAGUCAAACAGAUGUUCCAGGAAGCAGACACUGAUGACCAGCAGGGCACACUGACGUUUGAGGAGUUCACUGUCUUCUAUAAGAUGAUGUCGUUGAGGCGAGACCUCUAUCUACUGCUCAUGUGCUUCAGUGAGAAGAAGGAUCACCUGACGGCAGAGGAGCUUGGCAACUUUCUGCGUGUGGAGCAAAAGAUGUCCAAUGUGACCCCUGAGUACUGUAUGGACAUAAUCAAUAAGUUUGAAGUCUCUGAGGAGAACAAGCAGAAUGGAGUUCUUGGAAUCGAAGGGUUCACCAACUACAUGCGGAGUCCAGUUUGUGAUGUGUUCAACCCUCAGCACAACGAGGUCAAUCAAGACAUGGAUCAACCUCUGUGUAACUAUUUCAUAGCCUCUUCCCACAACACCUACCUGACUGGAGAUCAGCUGCUGUCCCACUCUAAGACAGACAUGUAUGCUUGGGUCCUGCAGGCCGGCUGCCGCUGUGUGGAGGUGGACUGUUGGGAUGGUCCAGACGGGGAGCCUAUGGUUCAACAUGGCUACACCCUAACUUCCAAGAUCACCUUUAAAUCUGUCAUUGAGACCAUCAACAAAUACGCCUUUGUAAACAAUGAGUUCCCAGUGAUCCUGUCCAUAGAGAAUCACUGCAGCAUUCAGCAGCAGAAGAAGAUAGCUCAGCACCUGAAAGAGAUCUUCGGAGACAAGCUGGAUGUGGGGGAGGCCCUGAACAAAGACCCCAAGCAGCUUCCCAGUCCGAACUCCCUGAAGGGCAAGAUACUUAUAAAGGGGAAGCGUCUUCCUCCGUACUUGUCUGCAGAUGCGGAAGAGGGUGAGGUGUCUGACGACGACAGUGCUGAUGAGAUUGAAGAUGAUUUCAAGCUGAAGAAUAGCAUGUCCAAUGGGCCCAGUCAGCACCAGGUGGAGUCCCACAUCAGGAAGAAACUAGACUCACUGAUGAAGGAAUCACAGAUCGGGGACAAAGAGGACACGGACAGUUUCUCUAUCCGAGCGCUGCUCCGUGCCACCCAUGAGGGCCUCCAAAGAAACCUGCGCAAGAAUUCCAAAGAUGGCAUGAAGAAAUCCCACAGCCGCUCCUUCAUUAGCAACCUCAAGCACAAGAGGCAUUCGAAAUCAAGGCUGAAAUGUCAGAGUGUUGAAACAGAUGAUGAUGGCCAGCAAGAACCAUCAUGUGGACAGUUUAACAGAGGUGGAAGGAGAAGAAAAACGAUAAAGCUGAGUAGAGAUCUAUCAGAUCUGGUGGUUCUCACCAACUCUGUGGUUUCUCAGGAGUGUUUAGAUGAGGGAUCGCCCUAUAAUGUUCUGUCGUUUAGUGAGACACGAGCUCAGCACCUGGUGCACCAUCGAUCUGAGCGCUUCUUGACUUUCAACCAGCAGCAGCUCUCUCGGAUCUAUCCUUCUGCCUACCGGAUCGACUCCAGUAACUUUAACCCACAGACGUACUGGAAUGUGGGUUGCCAGCUAGUGGCUUUAAACUACCAGACUGAUGGCCGCAUGAUGCAGCUGAACAGAGCCAAGUUCAUGGUGAAUGGAGGCAGUGGCUAUGUGCUCAAACCUGGGACAAUGAGUAAAGGCUCCUUCAACCCACUUAAUGAUGAUCCGCUCCCUGCAAAUCCGAAGAAACAGUUGGUGAUAAAAAUCAUUAGUGGGCAGCAGCUGCCCAAACCUCCCGAUUCAAUGCUGGGCGACCGUGGUGAAAUCAUUGAUCCCUUCGUUGAGGUGGAAAUUAUUGGUCUUCCGGUGGAUUGCUGUAAAGAACAAACCAGGGUUGUGGAUGACAAUGGAUUUAACCCUGUGUGGGAAGAGACUCUGUCUUUCACACUUCACAUGCCUGAGGUGGCUCUAGUGCGCUUCCUGGUUUGGGAUCAUGACCCCAUUGGACGAGACUUUGUGGGCCAGAGAACGGUAGCCUUCAGCAGCCUCAUGCCAGGAUAUAGACACGUUUAUUUGGAAGGAAUGACAGAGGCAUCCAUUUUUGUCCAUAUCACAGUGCAUGACAUCUAUGGGAAGUGGAGUCCUUUAGUCCUCAACCCAAGCUAUACCAUAAUGCACUUGCUAGGAGCUAAUAAGGGUCGUCAGCUGCGAGGAUUCAGAGGCUUAUUUAACAAAAGUUCCAAGUCUUCAGUGGACACACAUAAUGGAGUUCCACCUCGUAAACGAUCCAUAACUGACCACCUCCUUCGGAGGACUGCCAGUGCCCCAGCUAAGGGCCGCAAAAAGACCAAGAUGCCACUGGCUGAAGCUACAAGUGACAGAAAGCACAGCACUGGGGACUCUCAAACCGCCUAUGUAGAGAGGAGAGCGGGGAACAGAAAAGCCCUCCAACACCGUCCAGUAUCCAUGCCCCUGGAUAAGCUCCUACAUAGUCACCUCAGCCUGUCUACCCCAGAUCGGGAGGGCCCUGAUCCUGGAGCUGACACAAUCAUUGAUUCCUUCCUCAAUGAGAAACCCAGAUCUAUCUCAGUGGAUCUCCUCUUUGAAACUUCUGCUUUCAAAGAAUGUGAUGUCCAGGCCCUUUCAGCUGACCACAUUCAAGACUGUAACAUUGAGCCCAAAGAUACUAAAGAAACUCCUUACCUGGUCAUUGAAGGCAGUAUGGAAAGUCUGAGUGAUCCUCAACAAGAACUCUCAAGAGGUGGUCUCACCCAGACUGAAGCUAAUAAAUUAUGUUCUUCCAAAGGGCCAGCAGAUCAGUGUAAUGGUGGCAGUAGCUUACGGAGUGAAGGAAGUUAUACAGAAUUAAGCCAGUUGGAAGCCCCUAAAAAGAACAUUUUAACACCCAAGGCAGCCACGUAUUCCUCGACUUCCUCUUCUUCCUCAUCUUCAGGAACCAAAUCGCACCCUCCUAGAAUGACUCUGCCGGACCAGAAGAGUCAAGUGUCCCUCCAGGACAGUGCUCUCUCUCGCCUUAUUGACACUGUCUCGCUAGAGAAUGAGUAUGACACCUGUGGGUCCAUAUCUGCUCUGAUUGGCCAAUUUGACCUCACUGCUGAGCAGAGCACCCUAAUUCCAUUCAACUCACAACCUCUGAAAUAUUCUCUUCCUCCAUCUGACCUUCCUCGUCUCAACAAUGAGCUUUCCAGCACUCCGCUAAAAGUUAUUCAAAAAUCUGUAUGCGCAUCCUCAGAGCUAAUUGAGAGACCUUCUAGUCCUGAAACGACUGAACCUGCAGUCUUUACCAUCUUGGAUGAGGAGGUGCUUUCCCCUGUAUCUACAAACAGCCUUUGUCAAAACAACUUGGUUGGUUCUCCUGAGGUCAGCCAGGGAUCCUCACCCAUCAAGAUGCCUUUAGAAUGGUCAGCACAUGGAAGUCUAAAGCAAAGCUACAGCAGCCAAUGCCGUUCCACUGGUUCCUUCAGAAACUUCGGAGGAUACAGAGAAACCUCAAUCAAUAGCACAGCUUCAGACCGCUUCUUGAUGUGCCAAGACUCUGCAAGCAGCAGUCUGAUGGAGGUGGAGAUCAAUGUAGAUGGGGAUUCCUUAGACAACACACUAACCCCUUUGAAUCCUUUUCAUGAUUUCCAAAAUGUUCAUAGCUUAAACCAGACCUCCCCCUUUCAUAUACAAAGACUUGAACCAACCCAUCUCCACAAAUCCUCAUACAGUCCCUCUCCUGUUCACUCAUACUCCACAGACACAUCACCCUUUCACAGACACUACCGAUCUCCACACCAAAGUCUGAACUCUGGCACCUACCUUACUGACAAAUCCCAGCCAAGGAAGUUUAACUGUUACAAUGACUCUGGGAGAUUUACACUUGGUGACAACAGAAUAGAUUCCACAGAGGGAAGGCACCAGGAAACGAGACAGCAGAAUGGCUUGGUCAACAAGGCAGAGCCUUUACACAAAAGCGCUUUGUCCUCAGAAUGUCUUGCAAGAAUUCAAGGCUGUCGUAAUUUGUUAAAGAGGGACUUAUACACACCUGUAUCAGACUAUAACAUGAUUUCAGUUGAAUCGCAAGACUCUUAUUCCCAGCCAUCUCAGCACAAUCAGGCCUUUCCUGUACCUCAGAUAUACAAUGGACUCUCUCCAGCUUCUUCCAAAUCCAAGAGCCUGGGAGAUCUAACCUCUGAGGACAUUUCGUGUAACUUUCAGAGCAAGUACAAGUCAAUCAGCCGAAGUUUUGUCACUCCUGCAAUGAAAGACCAAAGACGGAUGUGUGGGUUGUCCGGUCGUCCGAAGUCCACUGAUCCCUUAACUGAGCAGCUCCGCAAGCUUGUAACAUUGGAACAUGAAGACUAUACGCGUCCCCUCCCCUCAUGUUCUCAACCCAUCCCAAAACCUCUUUCAGUGCUCCCUAUGGUUUCUCAGAGCUCUGCCGAGGAUCCUGAAGAUCCUCCUCCAUUUCUGUCGCGCCGACUAUCGUCCCGCAGUCAAAGUCGCGUACGUCAUAUAGCCAAUCGUGCACGUGAGAGACAGCAGGAGGCCUUCAAACACCGGCCGGUUGAGGGUGCCAUGGAAGUAGUACUCCGCAAUAAGCCAGUCUCCUCCCAAAAUCCUCCACCGAACAGGCAUUCUACAGGGUCUUAUAUUGCUGGUUACCUGGACCAGCUGAGUCCUGAGGCCCGAGGCUUGCCUGAAGGAGCCUGUACCUCACUUCGAUAUGGAUACGGAGAUCGCUACUAUAAUGACGAUUCUGUACUCCCUCCUGACUCAUCGGAACCUGAGGUCUUCUUCCUCCUUAGGCUCUGACCUUGCAUCUCACCUGCUGUUUUUGACUGUGCAUGUAUUUCCUAGUAACAGUUGCAACUACAUGUAGCAGGACACUUCCAGAACUGUGUACAUACAGUAUAGCAUAGAACACGGUCUCCUACAUGUGCUACUCCUGCUGUAUUAAACUAAUUAUUUUAUAUAAAUGUGGUCCCUGUCAUGCUUGAAAAAAAUAUUGUUCAAAAUGUGUGUUGUCUCAAGAAAAAAAUAAUAAUAAUAACAGUAAAUAAUUGAAUUGGAUAUUUCUUGCAGACAUUUUUGUUGUUGUCAGCUAUCUGUUCUUUUUUAAACUAUGUAGUACAACAAAGUCAUAAAGGGGCUUCUCUUUUUAUUCAGUCUUCCUACAUAUUCCGUUAUUUGUAUGUCUGUGUAGUUUGUACAUAUGUUGGCAAAUUGAUCCUCAGUCAAAGCACUAUUGGUUACCAUCUGAAUUUUAACUACUGUGAUGUUUUUUUCUUUAGCAUGUGAACGGUGAACAUUUUCAGCAUGACUAUGCACAGACCUGUAGAUGCUGUGCUCUGAUUUUGCACAGAAUGAUUCUGUUGUAUUGAAUGCAAUACAGCACAUUUACCUGCUUGCUCUGACUUGCUUGCUUUCUAUUAGUCAUGAAUUUAAAGAAGUUUGAAAUUCUUCUUCAUAUUCUAAAGCUGUAUGGUUAAAGUUUUAUUUUUAUAAUUGCUUUGAUACAGAGAGCAAAAAUAACAUUUGUUAGACUUAAUAUUUAGUUUCCUUUUUAAAGAGACAAAAAACAAAGCUUUUUUUUUCAACUCUUCUGUGCUUAAAGGCAUUCAGUCCGUUGUUCUUUUUAUUGUUGCUCAUCCAAGAUGAGUGUAAGCAUUUUCCUACCAAUGCAAUAAAAUUAUGAA